CACAGGAAGCAAAUAACUCUACCGACCUUUUUAUUUUUGAAGCGUCUGAGAAUUUGACCUUCUUUCCGUUGAAACGUUAGCUCAAAACAGAUCAGUGUGCGCGCACGCUUUUGUCUUUGGCAGAAGUUCAACAAAUUCAUCUGUGCAAGCAACAUUCGAUCGCAUCGCCUCAGGCGGAUAAAAGAAAACGAAAGGAUUCGCCACAGCAAGACGCUGCUGCGGAAGUUGAAUAACAGAUAUUUGCAAGUAAAACCUAAUCCAAAGUUUCAUCAACAGAGCAAGAUGUUCUCGAGAUAUGAGGUCCUUGUGUGCUUAUUUCUGAUCACUUUGGUAAUCUGCAUUGAAAGUGCUGGGAGCCCCCGGAGCAAAAAUUGCGAUAAGAAAUGCAGUGACCUACUCCGACGAGUACAGAAGAACCCACCCACUAAAAGCGCGAUCGAAAUACACACUGGUCUGUGUAAGGCAAGAUACCGCUGUUAUAAAGGCUUUAAGUUGGUUGGCAAGGAAAUACGGACUUGCAAGGGAGGGGCGUGGAUUGAAAGGAAGGAGCCCAAGUGUUAUGCUAAUACAUUCAAAGGAUCCUGUGGAAAACCUGAAGACAUCCCAAACGCCAAGUAUACGGGCACGAGUUUCAACUCCAAUGAUAGGUUGCAGUAUAGAUGUGAAAAAGGUUACACGCUCAUCGGACCUCGAAGAAGAAGAUGUGGAGCUGGUGGAAAGUGGUCCAAGGCUCCCAAAUGUUUACGGCCUUGCGGAAAACCGGAGGAUAUUCCGCACACCAAGGCUAAUGGAUCAAGUUAUAACUUUGAGGAUACUUUGACCUACAGUUGUGAAAAAGGCUACGCCCUAGAUGGACCGAAAAGCAGAACCUGUGGUGAAGAUGCAAAAUGGUCCGUUGGUCCUACCUGUACACCCAUCAAGUGCACUCAUCCUUUGAAAUAUCGCAAAUGGAAACUUCGAAACGGCAAUGUUUCAUCCUCUGACCCAGAAUUCUUCGAAGGUGCCACUUUGGUAUUUGAGUGCAAUGAAGGAUAUGAGCUCAGAGGCAGUGACACUAUGACUUGUUUGGAAUUUGGUUGGAGACCUCGCAGACCUCCAUAUUGCCUUAUUAAAACUUGUACCGACCCUGGGAGACCAGACAAUGGUGAUCGCUUUGGAUAUUUCUACGUCGGACGAACGGUACGGUUUUCCUGUCAGUCAGGUUUUGAAUUGCAUGGCUCCAGGGAAAGAACCUGCUUGGAAAAUAAAGAAUGGAGUGGCUCUUUGACUACCUGUCAAGACGGAAGGUCUGAUUGCCCAGUUCUUGGAACUCCCAUUAGCGGACGAAAAUACGGUAGCAAGUACAAUAAUGGAGAUAUCGUUACAUUUGAGUGUGACCCUGGAUUCGUCCUUAAAGGUUCUGCAGUAAGAAAGUGUUCAGAAAAUGGAACUUGGAAUGGAACAGAGGCAAUUUGUAGAGAUGAGGUUGAAGAUCGCUUUAAAGAUGUCAACACCACUGCUUAUAACUUUCGAAAAAACCUGAUUGAUCCUUUGUUGGAAUACACGUGCAAUAGUGACAACGCGACCGGGUGCAAUAAGACAAAGGGCCUUGGGAUGGAAAUUCGUGGAAGAGCCAUUAAUCUGAACGUAAAUGGCGGACUGGAUCUGGUGUUUGUCAUUGAUGCCUCCAGCAGUGUAAAGAAAGGCACUGAUUUUAAGAGUGGCUUGGAAUUCGCAAAAGAGCUUGUGAGAACCAUUGGAGCCAGCAAAAGGGCCGACGGAACCAGAAUAGCAGCAGUGUCAUUUGGUACUGAAGCAAGACUCGAGUUCAACUUGGGAGAGGCCACCGUGAAUACGAUGGAAAAGGCCAUCGAAGCCAUUGACAAAAUAAUGUACAUGGGAGGGGCUACUGCGUCCGCACUUGCUUUGGAAAUGGUGAGGAAAGUAGUUGUACCACAAGCUCGUUUAGACAGCCACCGGGUGAUGAUGUUUAUCACAGACGGAAUGUCGAACAUCGGUGGUCCUCCCCAGAAGGCAGCAGAAUAUCUUCGCGAGAACGAAAAAUUUGAAAUUUAUGCAAUAGGUGUUGGAAAAAAGGUUCGCAUUCGUGAACUGAUGGGCAUUGCGUCUGCUGACGAAAACGACGACCACGUGAUCUCCGUCAAAAAAUAUAAAACUUUGCAGGAAGCCAUCAAGAAAGCGGUGUACAUAAAGAUAGAUUAUUCUCCUUGUGGUGUGAGUCCAGUAGAAUUUAGAGCUCGAAUGGUUGGAGGUAAAAACUCUAAAAGAGGAUGGUGGCCCUGGCAGAUUGGACUAUACAAAAAUAACGAUGAAGGACUACAGCUUAUUUGUGGUGGUGCUCUGAUAUCUCGUCGCUGGAUUCUGACUGCAGCCCAUUGUUUUUACCACUGGAAUCCAAUAUUUCGGAGAUAUCGAUUCAGUGGAGACACUGGAGAAUACCUGGUAAAAGCCGGUGACCACAACUUAAAUAGGGAUGAACGAUCUCAACAGGACAUUCACCCAGAGAAGUUCUUUGUUCACCAAGAUUACGUGCAUGAUCUUAAAUACGUGAAUGACAUUGCUCUCAUCAAACUCAAAGACAAAGUGGAACUCAGCCCUUUUGUGCGAACUCUGUGUCUUCCAGAAAAGGAUGAAGGCGAUUUGGCAAUCCCCACGAAAUACGGAUUUGUAACUGGGUGGGGUGUAACACAAGCCUUGAAACUUGGUGAGGACCCCGAGCCUGAAAACAGAUACUCAACGCGUCUUCAAUACUCUGCUUACACAAUUCAAAGUGACCAACUAUGUGCAAACAGAUCCGUGAUUGCUAUUAACUCUACCGUGGCGUUUUGUGCCGGAGAUGGAAAAGGUGGAAACGAUACAUGUCAUGGUGACAGUGGUGGAGCUUUUGUUCGAGAAGGAAAAAGAGGAGAGGACUUCAGAUGGGUGGCAACUGGACUCGUCAGCUGGGGUUCGGGUUGUGCACAAAAGGACCAGUAUGGAUACUACACAAGGGUGUAUCCAUUCACUGAUUGGAUAAAGAAUACUAUUAAGGAAAAUACCAAGGCAGAUGACUGAGCCUUGUUAGUGCUGUGAUGCACUCGCGCACACAGAAAACAAAAUCACUACUUUUUAAAGCAUUGUUAUCGACUUCUUUUUCCGAAAUGCACUGAUCAACGUAAAAUUAGACAGUUUAAAUAUAUGCAGUUUUAAAAUGAACAAAAAAUACCACCAGAAAAUUCUCAACGGCAAAUACAGUUAUCUUUCAUAGCUAAAUGCAACUUAUUCCAGGAUGAUGCGUGACUCAAAGACAUCGAAGGCAUCAAAAUAUGAAGACAUCAAAAUUCUGGAAUAACGACAGAAACUUGCUAGUGGGUUUUAAAUAAAUUGCUGGGUAAAUCGUGCUUCUAUUAUUCGGUUGUUUCUUUCGACAUAAUCUGAAUCUAACUGCAAUAAAAAUCUAUUGAAGAUUUGACUUGUUUUUGGCUAGCGCACACAAAAUGAAAUAUUACUAUAGAGAGCGAUGUAAAGUACAAUAAAAUAGCAAUUAAGUACA
Molecule: messenger RNA, 3532 nt
Organism: Orbicella faveolata
Lineage: Eukaryota; Metazoa; Cnidaria; Anthozoa; Scleractinia; Merulinidae
Biological process (GO): proteolysis
Molecular function (GO): serine-type endopeptidase activity
Source: RefSeq, a predicted model, not a curated record